UGGGGCGCUUGAGUGCCAUUUGUAGCUAACUGGCUAAGGCUACGUUUUAGUGGAUGGAAUAUGCUGUCAACCUUUCUUGGUGCAUUUUGUUUAUCAUUGCUUUUUAUGCACAGAAAUACGCUACGACUAUAAGACUAUUUCCAUGUUGUGUUAUGUAUUUCCUUACAUCGCAAUGACACGGCGGUGUGAUAACUUCAAUAACAUUGACACGAGCUAGCUGGUUUGGCAGCCAGCCAACAUUUAUUCUAUGGACCAUGCAGUGGUACAUGAGUGUUAAAUGUGAUCAAAGGUGCUGUAGUUAUUUGCUGCUAAUGACUCAAGAGUAGAAUACAAGGUUUUGUUGCCAUGUCGCUGCCAGCCCUACAGAACACAAGUGUCUUUUAUCGAAGGAUUCUGUCCCAGUUUCCUCAGGACAUAAGUCUUGCGUUUGCCUAUGGAUCUGGUGUAUUUAAACAAUCUGGAACGACCCAAGGUCAAAUGGGGAAAAACAUGGUAGACUUCGUGUUUGCUGUGGACGACCCAGUAACUUGGCACACGAUGAACCUGUUGCAAAAUCGGAAACAUUACUCUUUCCUCAAGUACCUUGGGCCCAAGCACAUCAGCAGCAUUCAGAAUGACCACGGAGCCGGAGUUUAUUACAACACAUUAGUUCCAACCAAUGGAAGGAUAAUUAAGUACGGCGUCAUCAGCACAGAUUCCCUGAUAGACGAUUUGAUGCAUUGGAAAACAAUGUAUGUGGCUGGCAGACUACACAAACCGGUAAAAAUUCUGCUUCAGAAUGAGAAUGGGAAGCUUCGCGCUGCCCUGGUGGGCAAUCUGAAGAGUGCUGUUACGGCGUCCUUUCUCAUGCUUCCUGAGAGCUUCUCUGAAGAGGAACUCUUUGUCCAGAUUGCUGGACUCUCGUAUUCUGGGGAUUUCAGGAUGGUAAUCGGUGAAGACAAAUCCAAAGUUUUAAACAUUGUGAAGGAGAACUUGCUGCAUUUCCGGAACCUGUACAGCAACAUCCUGCAGGAGUGCCCACAGGUGGUGUACAAGCCACAGCAGGCAAAGCUGGAGGUUGACAAGAGUCCUGAGGGCCAGUUCACUCAGCUGAUGGCCCUGCCCAGGACUCUCCAGCAGCAGAUAACCCGUCUGGUGGACCCUCCGGGAAAGAACAGGGAUGUGGAAGAGAUCCUGCUGCAGGUGGCUCAGGAUCCAGACUGCGGAUCAGUGGUGCAGCAAGGAAUAUCAUCAAUAGUGAAAUCUUCCAGCAUUACGCAGAGUGCCAAAGGCAUUGCCACUGCUGGAAUGAUGAAAACGGUGUCAUACAGUGCCAAAAAGCUCUGGAAAAUGUGGAAAGGCUGGAGAAGGAAGCCCGUGUGAUGCUCCAGCCACGCUGUAUGCUUUAAUGAAUGCAGCUGCUUAAAUUAGCUAUUAAAGCCCCUCGUUUAUACACCGUCUGUCUCUUCUUCUGGUAACACUGUUCAUCUGUACGGAGGUGUCACUUGAAUCUCAAGCACUUUUGUUUCCUCUAAUACUUGAAGCCUGAUUGCAUUUUUAAAGCUUUCCCUCUAUUGUUUUAAUGAAAGGACUGUGUACUACAUGCUUCCCAGAGACACACAGCCUGGCAGUACGAUAUGUGUGGAAAAUAAUUUGUUCCCCCGAUUCCUGAGAGCGUUCUAGUACUUUCCAUUCCUUGUGAGAAAAUUCAGCCACCAAAAUAAGAUUCCCUUGGAAGUUAAGAAAAAGCAUUACUUCAGGAAGUGUGUGAAAUUAUCCUAAUGUACACCAAUGCACUCGUGUCCUUUGUGGAUUUGCAAUGUUUUUUGGUGAUGUGGAUUUAUUAAGUUUUGCACUGUGAUUUUCCAAGAGCUAGUAAACUAGACAGAACCAGGCAUAGGACAUUCUUAUUGGGUCCAGUUUGAAAUAUUCUAAUAAUGUGUGUCCUGUAUU
Molecule: messenger RNA, 1932 nt
Organism: Megalops cyprinoides (Indo-Pacific tarpon)
Lineage: Eukaryota; Metazoa; Chordata; Actinopteri; Elopiformes; Megalopidae
Gene: tamm41
Product: TAM41 mitochondrial translocator assembly and maintenance homolog
Exons: 8
Coding region: 346-1362 (338 amino acids)
Biological process (GO): cardiolipin biosynthetic process; CDP-diacylglycerol biosynthetic process
Cellular component (GO): mitochondrion
Molecular function (GO): phosphatidate cytidylyltransferase activity
Source: RefSeq, a predicted model, not a curated record